This is a messenger RNA of Prunus avium (sweet cherry), 2108 nucleotides long. RefSeq names its product Amidase family protein. Lineage: Eukaryota; Viridiplantae; Streptophyta; Magnoliopsida; Rosales; Rosaceae. The record is from RefSeq and is a predicted model, not a curated record. Gene Ontology annotation, biological process: translation. Gene Ontology annotation, molecular function: glutaminyl-tRNA synthase (glutamine-hydrolyzing) activity. Gene Ontology annotation, cellular component: glutamyl-tRNA(Gln) amidotransferase complex.
ACUAGGAGCAACUCCUCACAGAUAAAACAGUUGAGCAUUGUUCAGUCACAGUUCUCUCAGUCUUCAAAAUCUUCAAAACGUCACGGUUGAGCAUUUCUCUUCCUCACAUCAGUCACCAUUUCUCUUGCAGCCGAGCUUCACACAAUUCAUCUUACAAGUCCCAGUUGCAGAGAAAGCAAGUCAAAUAAACUAUGAUAUCAACACUCCAACCUCCACGCUCACUCUCCCACUUCCGCUCUAACCCCACCCUCCUCCUCCGCUACACGUCCCUUAAACCCCUCUCUUCCUUAUCCUCACAGCCAGUCACCCACUCCACCAUCCCAGACCAAUCCCAAUCUCCAAACCCACCAUCACACUCCCAAAUCCUCUCCACCCGCCACUCCCUUCUCUCCCGCCACCUCACCGCCACCCAACUCGCCGAGUCCUUUCUCACUCGCCUCCGACUCACAGAGCCGCAUCUGCGCUCCUUUCUCCACGUGUCAGACUCGGUCCUGGCCCAAGCCCGUGAGCUUGACGAGAAGAUUCAGAGGAAUGAGGAGUUGGGUCCCUUGGCUGGGGUACUUGUGGCCAUCAAGGACAAUAUCUGUACGGCUGAAAUGCCCUCCACGGCUGGGUCUCGUGUUCUGGAAGGCUAUACGCCGCCGUAUGAUGCCACUGCCGUCAGGAAGAUUAAGGAGCUAGGUGGGAUUGUGGUGGGUAAGACCAAUUUGGAUGAGUUUGGCAUGGGCAGCACCACUGAAGCCUCUGCCUAUCAGGUGACUGCAAACCCAUGGGACAUUUCUCGGGUGCCCGGAGGGUCAUCGGGAGGCUCGGCUGCAGCUGUGUCUGCCAGACAGUGUAUGGUGUCACUGGGAAGUGAUACUGGUGGAAGUGUGAGGCAGCCAGCAUCGUUUUGUGGUGUUGUUGGGUUGAAGCCCACGUAUGGGCGUGUCUCAAGAUUUGGACUUAUGGCAUAUGCAUCAUCGCUUGAUGUCAUUGGCUGCUUUGGUACGUCUGUUGCUGAUGCUGGGAUUCUUCUGCAUGCAAUUUCCGGCCAUGAUAGACUUGAUGCCACCAGUAGCAAGCGUGAGGUUCCCGACUUUUCAGCUCAGUUUGUUUCCAUGAAUUUGCUAGAAUCUAAACCUCUAAAAGGAUUGAGGAUUGGUCUGAUCCGUGAAACUCUCGAUGAUGGUGUUGAUACUGGAGUAACUUCGGCAGUCCGUACUGCUGCUUUGCACCUUGAAGAAUUAGGAUGCUGCGUAACAGAGGUCUCAUUACCAUCUUUCUCACUUGGGUUGCCAGCCUAUUACAUUCUUGCUUCAUCCGAGUCAUCUUCGAACUUAUCACGUUAUGAUGGUGUCAGGUAUGGAAACCAAGUUGCUGCUGAUGAGCUGAACUCACAAUACAUGGAUUCCCGGGCCAAGGGAUUUGGUUCUGAGGUACACUAUGUCAAAAGGAGAAUUCUAACAGGAACAUAUGCCCUUUCAGCUGGUUAUUAUGAUGCAUAUUAUAAGCGCGCCCAGCAGGUGAGGACUGUAAUUCAGAAAAGCUUCAAGACGGCACUGGAUGAACAUGACAUCCUAAUUUCACCUGCUGCUCCAUCUGCUGCUUAUAAAAUUGGUGAAAAGAAAAAUGAUCCGUUAGCAAUGUAUGCAGGUGACAUAAUGACUGUCAAUGUUAACUUGGCAGGUCUACCUGCAUUGGUUUUGCCAUGUGGAUUUGUUGAAGGGGGGCCUGCAGGCCUUCCUGUUGGUCUUCAAAUGAUUGGUGCAGCAUUUGACGAGGGCAAAUUGCUCAAAGUGGCUCAUAUUUUUGAGCAGACACUGCAGAAUUGCAGAUUUGUUCCUCCAUUGAUAGCAGAUGAGGUUGCAUGAUAGCUAGAUACCAGAAUUGAUGGUUGAUGUGCUCAACUGAAAAUGGCGUUUGACACAUGUAAUCCAUUUUUUAAAAUUGCUCAGCCUGACUUGUAACAAGUUCAAAUUUUUCCAAUGUUCUCAAAUUGAUCAAUCAACCAUUGAAUUAACUUUAUCAAUCACCAAUUAUUCUGUCACAGCUUUGUGCCCUAGCCCAAACAGUAUUCUGUAUGAGCAGGUUUCUUUAUAGAGAACAUCAACAUCACUUGAGAAUGA